GAGGAGGGAGGAAGGCCAGAGAAAGGGAGCUGCCUGGAGCCCGUACUUCCCAGAGCCUGCUUGGAGCGCGCACUCAGCGGCUCUCCUGGUCCCAGCGUCCCCGCCGCGGCCCGCGCCCGCGCCCCGCGGCCCUGCACCUCCUCCUCUUCCUCCUCCUCGUCCUUGGGCACCCCUCGCCCCCCCCCCCACUCCCCGCUCCAGCAGCUGCUAGGCUCAGGCAGUGGCAGCCCCCAGCCCAACUCGGCCACAUCCCCAACUCUCUGGGCUCACUCCCGGGACGCGCGCCCUCGCCCCAUCCUUUCUUCCUUCCUUCCUUCCCUCGCGCCCGCCCUCCCUCUCCAGGUCUUUCUCCCGGGUCGCGAUUGUCUCCGUUCCCUUCUCCGUCGGCCGGCGCCCUCGCCCUGCCCAGGCUCUUCCCUCGCACUUCCUGAGGCGCCUGCCGCCGCGGGAGCCCCAGCCGCCGCUGCCCCCGCUCCAGCCCCCGCAGCCCGCGGCGCCCCGCCCGAGGGAGCCCCGGCGCCCGGGGAAGGGAAGAGCGGGCGAGCGCGCCCUCGCCCAGCCCCGCGCCCCAGCCCUGCCCCGCGAGCCAGGACCGGGAAGAUGAACAACGGCGGCAAAGCCGAGAAGGAGAACACCCCGAGCGAGGCCAACCUUCAGGAGGAAGAGGUCCGGACCCUAUUUGUCAGCGGUCUCCCACUGGAUAUCAAACCUCGGGAGCUCUAUCUGCUUUUCAGACCAUUUAAGGGCUAUGAGGGUUCUCUUAUAAAGCUCACAUCUAAGCAGCCUGUAGGUUUUGUCAGUUUUGACAGUCGGUCAGAAGCAGAAGCUGCAAAGAAUGCUUUGAAUGGCAUCCGCUUCGAUCCUGAAAUUCCACAAACACUACGACUAGAGUUUGCUAAGGCAAACACGAAGAUGGCCAAGAACAAACUAGUAGGGACUCCAAACCCCAGUACUCCUCUGCCCAACACUGUACCUCAGUUCAUUGCCAGAGAGCCAUAUGAGCUCACAGUGCCUGCACUUUACCCCAGUAGCCCUGAAGUGUGGGCCCCGUACCCUCUGUACCCAGCGGAGUUAGCGCCUGCUCUACCUCCUCCUGCUUUCACCUAUCCCGCUUCACUGCAUGCCCAGGUAAUUUAUACCCAUCGGCCACGACUUCACUCACUCCACCACCAAUCUUUUCAAACCUGGUUUCCCAGAGCACACCAUACAACUAACACCUAUCCAGCUAACAAAUCCACCUUCAAGAGAUUAAUGAUCCCCUCUAAAUCAAGCUGACACUCCUCCAGGACCUAAGAGGACCAUCUGACAGCAACGGUAUCACCCACUGCCUGACGUUUGCCCCAAACGACACCUCUCUCUUCCUUAAUGAUCUCACCCUCAUGUCACACACGAGAGACUGGGGCCAGGUCGCUUCCCCGGCUCCCCGCCAGCUGGAGGGCACCCCCGGGGCAUAGACGUGUGCAAGGGCUGCAGAGAGAGGUGUGCACUUGUACAAGAGAUGUGUGUUUCUGUGCGUGUGUUUAUGUAUUGAAAGAUUUCUGCUUCUUGCUUUAGUGACUAAAGAGGAAAGUUUGGAGCUUCCAAGAGGAAGACUAUGCUGUCUCACAAAUGUGAAGGGAAAGAUUAAGGGUGGUUGUUCCCAUUUUUAGGAAGCCCUGUAGAAAAGGAGGGUCUAUAUGGUACCUAGAAUAUAAUUACAGGUUAAGAGAGAGAUCUCUGCUCUGGCUGGCUUUCUUAGAUAAGAAUAGGCUGAGUUUUAUAAACAGACUCUCUUGUUUAUCCACAAAGCAUAUGGUCUACAUACUAACCGUUUCUCUGCCCUUGGAGAACAUGUCCUUCUUAGCUUGACUUUUAGUGCAAGUAGUGAUCAAAGGUAGGAUUCUACUUUGAAUGUAACCUUUUCCUCUUUGGCCUCAGAGAAUGGAGGUAGUAUCAAAUAAGAUAAGAAGGAACACAGGUUUUGUUUUUCUGACUGCAUGUAUAACUCCUUUCAGUAGGAAGAUCUUCUCUUUUAAAAAAUUGUUGGGCUGGACAGGUGGGGGGGGUUAUUUAUGUGUUUUGUUUCAUGUUUAUUUACAAGGCUGGAUGAAAUAAACAACUUCCCAGAAAACUCUUCCUUCUGACGUAAAACUCUUUUGUGUUGUACCAAACUCAGUCGGUUGAUUAAGAUACCUGUGAGCAGUCCCACAGAGGGUCCUCAGAUUCCAUGGGGUCAGUCAGGAGCGUGGUUGGCUGAACAUCCUUCCUGUCUCUUCCACCUGAGCUGUGAGUGCUUCGUGUACUGACGACCCAGCCUCCCAGGGUUGCUGCCCCACUGGGCCCAGGCACGAUGCAGGCAGACAGAGUCAAAGAGCGGGCCUCAGUGCCUUGGGCCCAGUAGCGGUUACCCACUGUGUUGGGAGAAGGAGGUAGAAAGUAGUACUUUUGUGAGGGGGAAGUGGGGGGAAUGUAGUAGAUGGUUGUGGUGAGAGUACUUGGCACAGAAACCAUUGUGUCCGGAUUGUUCUGAGUCUGAGUACACCAUUUCUGGAGUAGCUGUGCCUUUUCCUUGUCCAUGCCACUGCCUGAUAGUCGUUGUGAUGGCAGGUGGCAGGGGAGCAGAGAGGGGCAUGAAGCCUUUGUCUCUGGUUGUCCAUCCUGGGCUGUAACUUUGUAGAUGACACGGAGGAACUAAAGAGCCCUUCUGCCAGUCUGCUACCCCCCACCCCCUCUGUGAAUGGUACAUCUCCUCCACUCCUCGCCUCUUGCUGAGCUGCCCAGUUUUCUUUUUUCAUACCGUGUACAUAAUACAGAUCAAUUGGCAAUUAAAAACAUUAAUAAAUACCAUGAAACAGUGCCAAGUUUGCAUCGUCUUUUGAAUAUCCAUGGCUUUGGUUAAUCAGCAACAAAGCCUUUCACCAUUACCUUGUAUAAUCAAGAGUUGGCCGUGUCCAGAAAGGAGUGGGAGCAUUGGCUUUGGGGCAUGACAUCUGGGUAAUGGAUGAAAUCAGCAGUAAUGAUAUGGUGUAAUAUGCCAUUGUGAGGAAGGAUGGGGAGAGAGUGACAAGGUUAGAAUGGAAUCAACCAUUGACUUAAUGGGGUGCAAAGCCCAUGGUGGGACCCUCCCCUGUUAGUUCUUCCGUGAUCCACUCAGCUUUGCCACAGCUGUCCUAGAUUUGGUGGAACUCUCAUCUGAUAUCAGUGAGAUCCAUGUACUCUACCUCAUUCUUCUGUGGAGUCAUUCCUUCUGUAGUCUUGGGCUCCAGAUCCCAAAGACUCACAAACAAAUAUGAUUAUUUAAUUUUAUCUGUCCAAUAUGAGAAUCGUAGAAUGAACUGGUAGAGGCUUUACAAAUCAGCCGGUCUGACCCCUUUUACAGAUGAGGAAACAGAUCCGAGAAGAUGGAGAGUUACCCACAGUCACAGUGGCUCUGCCAUGACCCAGGUCACCUGCCUCCUGGGCCUUGCUCUUGCCACCCAGCAGUGCUGGCUAACCCAAGACUUAGUCUUUAAUGGAAUUCCGUGACUCCUUGGAACUUUCUUCUCUAACUAGAUGGGAAGCCUGUAAGAAGAGACUUGGAGGCAAAGACAAGGAAAGCAGCACUUACUUCACCCCAGGAUCCUAAGAGAAUUUUUACUAAUUGGUGGUAGCACAGAGAGGGGAAGGCCAAAGCGGAGCAUCUGCCCUUGGUGGAUAGUUCAGUUUUUGUUUCAAAAAUCUUAUAAUGUCUUUGGAGAAGUUUAUAAAUAAUUUUGCUUUUCUUAGCAAUGUUGUGCUCUGUUUUGAGACAUGGAUUUUUUUUUUU
This is a messenger RNA of Choloepus didactylus (southern two-toed sloth), 3784 nucleotides long. RefSeq names its product RNA binding protein, mRNA processing factor (gene RBPMS). NCBI's taxonomy places the organism in Eukaryota, Metazoa, Chordata, Mammalia, Pilosa, Megalonychidae. Gene Ontology annotation, molecular function: mRNA binding. The transcript has 6 exons. The record is from RefSeq and is a predicted model, not a curated record. Bases 601 to 1275 code for a protein of 224 amino acids.